Molecule: messenger RNA, 3521 nt
Organism: Porites evermanni
Lineage: Eukaryota; Metazoa; Cnidaria; Anthozoa; Scleractinia; Poritidae
Source: the annotation of a GenBank genome assembly
AUGAUAUUUUUCUGUACAGGUAUCAAAGGCCUAAAGCCGGAUGUUAUUGUUGGGGAUUCACAUUUCAGUUGCAGCGGAGUUUUAAAUGAUCUUCUAGAUUCUAAGCUCGUUCUUAUCUGCCCGUCUGGAUUAACGCAUGGCAUGUUACCAAUUUUCAAGAACCCCAACCCGUUAUCAUACGCACCUCAGCCGUUCUCAGGCUUACACAAUCAGAUGGACUUCAAGGGUCGAAUGAUAAACGUUGCUGGGUGGCUACUGACUAACUUUGUUGGGCGGGUGUUUAUGUUUCCAGCUGUAGACAAGAUAAAAAAGGAGUACAAUAUCAAGCCAGAAGUAAGCACAGAAGAAGCACUAGGAAAGGCGGAGCUUAUGCUUGUGCAAACGCACUUCGCCUUGGAUUUUCCAAGGCCACUUACUCCAUGUAUGUGGUAUUUAAAAUGAUAUAUCAAUUUCAAUUUAUACUGAUAUUUUUGAUUGAUACAGUGAAACAAGGGGCAAGCAACAAGGUACAGUUAUAGUUUGUAUUCUGCCAUGUCAAGUGUCGCGGGCAGUUUUAUUGGGCGGAUCUCAAGUACAGGUCACAUUCCACCGAUCAAGAAUACAGGUCACUGCUCCAUCGAUUAGUUACCAAACCACACAGAUCCCCCUUAAUGAACAGAGCAUUUUGUUAAGAGAUUAGGGCUAGGAGACACUUAUAAUACCGUUCAUUUAUCUGUAUCAUGGUGACCUGUACUCUUACCUGUGGAAAAGUCAGGCCUUUAUUUUAGACCAGCCGGUUUUAUUGUCACUCGGCGGCACGAAUUAAAGAUUAAAACCUGUUCAGUAGGCUCUUUAUGUGAGAAUCGACCAAUGAAUUGGUAAGAUGAAUAGAAGUGUUCUCAAUUGCAAUGUAUUUCUUUAUUUCGGAUUUAUAUUCUUGCAUCCUUUGUAUUCUUUAUACUCUUUGUGUGCGUUUCUCUGUUUUCUUUGUUCUUGUGUCCCUGACCUAAACAUUUAAACAUCUUUUCUUUUAACUGUCUGCCUGGCAUUUUUAACUCUUAGGUUAUUUCGGGCAGCCAGCGCCCCUAUCAUCGUCUGUACUAUUGUUAUAAAUUUUUAUUUCUUGUAUAUUAUGGGGUGAAAUAAAGUGUUGUUUUUGUUGUAUUCUACAUUUGACUAUCCUUCAGUUUUUGUUUGUUUGUUUGUUUUUUUUGUUUGUUUCAUCUGUCUAACAACAGCGAUAAUAGUGACAGGUCCGAUUCUGCCGAAACCAGCCAAACCUCUACCAAUCGACCUUGAAAAGUUCAUGGCGAGCGCAGGCAAUGAUGGAGUGAUAAUUGUUUCCUUUGGUUCUAUGAUGUCUUCUUUGCCAAUUCCAACCGUAAAAAUGUUGGCUAAGGUACUCGGUGAAAUGAAGCAGAAGGUCUUAUGGAAGUUAAAAGGUAAGUGCCACGUUUACUAAGAGGCUACAAAACAAAAACGGAAAAAGAGGCUGCAAAAAUAUUAUCUGUAAUCUAUCGCCCUAUGAAAGGGAAUCCAAGACAGUCUUGGAUACUGGAUUCCACGCCGCGGAUUCCGGAUUUCAGGUGCUGGACUCUCUCAAUGCAAGUCUUUGUCAGUGGAACUUGUAUUCUGGAGUCUAAUCGUUAGUGGAUUUCGGUUUCUUUUGGCUGUGUUCCGGAUGACAUGGCCUUGGAUUCCGGAUUCCACAAGCAAAAGUUUCCCAGAUUCCGGAUUCCACUGAUCCUGGAUUUUCUAUAAAUUGGAGGGGUCCACUUGUCGGUUGUCUGGUAAAAUUCAUUCACUUUGUUGGCAGUCAGUUAAAAUUUGCGAUCUUUGUCGGUUGUCGGUAAAUCUCAAUUAAUAAUUAAAAAACUAUGUUAAUUAUUGAUAUUUGUUAUAAAAUUUACCCAGUUACAAGACUGAGUGCUAUAUAACAUGUAAAACUUGUAACUUGUAAAAUUGCAUCGUUUGGUUGCACUUAAACUUCAUUAACUCUGGUUUGUUUUUGCGUAAAUACCCCAGCUUACAUUGGGCGAUUACCUAAGGGACUUAAUAGAGGAUUUAGGUACUAGGUCUACUAAAUCCGCUGCAAAAACAGGGAUCAGCUAGGAAUGGAAAGUGCUCGCAGCUUUUUGGUGGUUUACACUACUUUCACGGUCAUGAUUUCCUUAUCCGCAUGCAUCUAAUUACGCACGGCACUAAUCGGUAAGCCAGCAAGCCAGCAGUUUUCCUGACUUAUUUUGCACAUCAUGAGUCAACCCGAGGUUCAUGAAGCCCAGUUGGAAAGCUGGAGCUAUAACUAGCCUGCAAAUCAAGACGAGAAGGCGAGAAACCUCUCAGAACUUCCUCCGUGUGUAGUCGCCAUUUUGGAUUUUGAAAGAAGUGCUGGGAGAUUGGAGAAAGUAGAUAAUGCGAUGUCUCGCCUCUGUUCCCGCCUUUUCUCUUCCCCUUGUGACUUGUAGUCCCCAGCCUCUAGAAAACUCCUGUAGGGCAGGAUAAGAACAUGUCGUUACUACCUAACGUCCUUUUGUAUUUUUAACUAUCGAAAUAGGAAAUUUGUUGAGCUCUAAGCCAUCAAACAUCAAGACAGUUGACUGGAUGCCACAGAAUGAUGUACUUGGUCACCCCAAAACAAAGCUGUUUCUUUCUCACGUGGGACACAACAGUAUGUACGAGGCUGCCUACCACGGUGUCCCCAUUGUUGGCUUUCCUAUGUGGAGCGAUCAGCCGGAAAACGCGCAGCAGGUCGUGCGAGCGGGAAUGGGACUCUGGUUAGACAUCAACAGUGUCAAAGAGGACGAACUGCGCAUGAACAUUUCCAGAGUUAUGACUGAAGCAAGGUAAACACAUAACGGCCUACAUUACCCCCCUCCCCGUCACCACCACCACCACCACCACCAACCCCCUUCCAAAACCUUUUCAGUUCUUUCUCGAAUAUCAAUGGAAGCUAUUUUGGUGGUCUUAAGGUUGCUGUUAGAAGGGGCUCUCAAUCUUUCUGUUGUGUUAAAAGGUAAUUUUUGAGUUCUUUACUUAGCUUUACUUUAUGAUCAUUGAAUCGAAAAACUUAGUUAUUGGUGUUAUACUCCUUGUUUGUUUCUGAGCCGACCAUCGUAAGCAUUUGUUAUUCCAAAUGGACGUUAUAGUUAUUGUUAUUAUUAUUAUGAGGUAAGUUGAAGGCGUAAAAUAUAGACAGUAAAGAAAACUUUCACUUUAAUUGCAAACUUCAUGGUCAAACAUUGCCUUUGAUUACUCUCCACAGUUUCAAAAGCAACGCAACACGUGUCUCCCGCCUACUCAGAGACCAUCGCCGCACGCCUCUGGAACUAACAGCUGACUGGAUUGAGUUUGUGUUAAGGCAUAACGGUGCACCACAUCUUCGGAUCCAAGCCUUUAACAUGCCCUGGUACGAAGAGAAUUCUAUGGAUGUCGGAAUGUUUCUAUUAACUAUGAUUGCUUCUGUGUUGGCAUGUAUCAUAUUGUGCUGUCGAUGUGCUUGUAAAUGUUGUAGAAGAAACCAACCAAAGCCGAAGGUCGACUGA